AGUAAUCAAAAUCUACAACGUUUUCUGUCAGUGAUCACUAAUUUCUCUCGCAGAUUCUGCCUUCUCCCAACCUUCCACCAAUCCUCCAUCAACCGAAAUGGCUAAGGACCACAACAAUGUCGUGGAGAUGGUUAGACAAUCUCCUCCAGUUGACACCACCGAGCCGUACGAUCCGGCAUGGGUUGCAGGAAAGACAAUCAUAAUUACAGGAGGAGCCUCGGGCUUUGGAGCUGGAUUCGCCAAGAAAUGGGCACUCAAUGGAGCAAAUGUGUUUGUUGCUGAUGUGAACAGAGAAAAGGGGAAGGAAUUGGUGGAGGAGAUGCGAAAGGAGUCCGGCAGCGAACACCAUCACUUCGUCUACUGUGAUGUGACGAAUUGGCAAUCGCAGGUGGAUCUCUUCCGUACUGCCAUCAAGCUCAGUCCUCAUGGUGGGAUUGAUGCUGUGGUGGCCAAUGCCGGCAUAACAGAUGUUGGAUCAACUGUCGAUGAUCCGAAAGGGCUGGAUGUAAAGGAACCACCGGAGCCAGUCUUCAAAACGAUUGAUGUGAAUAUCAUUGGCGUCCUAUACACUACCCAUCUGGCUAUGUUCUGGCUUCCUCGAAACGAUAAAUCGACAAAGCCAAGCCCUUCCAAGCUCCCACCUGGGCCAUAUACUCGGGACAGACAUAUUCUGUUGAUUGGAUCGAUUGCAUCUCUUUGUCCUAUUCCUCACCAAAUACAGUAUGGGACGAGCAAACAUGCUGUGCUUGGAUUGUUUAGAUCACUUCGAAGUUCCUCUUUCAUUCAUGGUGUUCGAGUCAACUUGUUGUGCCCAUAUUUCAUCGAUACUCCAAUUAUCCCAGCUGCUGGACGACUAUUGUUGGCAGGUGGGGCAAUGGGCAAGCCUGAAGAUGUUGUUGAUGCAGGGACUCGAUUGAUGGCUGAUUCUCGAAUUGCUGGCCGUGCAUUGGCCAUUGGACCAAAAGUCAUGAUUGAUGAUGAAUGGCAGCUGGUCCCACAGAACACGAAGGGCGGAAAGGAGGUUGCGGUGUGGGAAGCGUAUGCUGAUGACUUUGUCGAAGUUGAUGCAUUCACCCGGCGAUUUGUGGGUAUGCUGAAUUCUGUUGAGCGAACCAGGGGCUGGAUUGGAUGGGCGAUCGAUGUUGCGAAGGCGGCUUUAUAUCCACUGGGCCUGCUGAAGUGAAUUGGUCUAUCGCGUAUCAUGGAGUUUGGUGAAAUCGUAUUCUUGUUGAAGACACGCUGUCGGUCGCUCCUUCUCGUUUGAGACCACUUCCCGUUUCUGGUCUUUGCAUCGUCACCAAAUCUUCAAC
This is a messenger RNA of Mollisia scopiformis, 1310 nucleotides long. Its product is annotated as short chain dehydrogenase/reductase-like protein. The record is from RefSeq and is a predicted model, not a curated record. The transcript is spliced from 5 exons. Bases 98 to 1183 code for a protein of 361 amino acids. NCBI's taxonomy places the organism in Eukaryota, Fungi, Ascomycota, Leotiomycetes, Helotiales, Mollisiaceae. Gene Ontology annotation, molecular function: oxidoreductase activity.